AUGUCUCUUCGCACACGGUACGGCGUAGCAUCAGAUGUUGCAAAGCCGACGAGCGAGCCCGUUUUCUCUGCAAAUGAUUCUAAAGCGGAUCGUCGGACAUUGACAUGGUUGGAGAUACCCGCAUGGCAAAAGGACAAUGAGUACAUUUUGACGGGGUAUAGAAGGUCAGUGGCUGUUCUGACAUGGUCCAGUUCAGCUGGCGCGGUUGUGCAUACUCCAUAUUUGGAUGUACGUAGCAGCCAGGCUUUCCAGGCCGACGUGACGCAAUAUGAAGUGACUGACUACUCCCGUCUUGACGGCCUCGGUAUUUUGCAGACCUACACAAUGAAACAGGUCGACAUUGACUUACGCGACGCUUCAGUGAACAUCCACACCCACUUGUUCGGUGGCCUCCUGUUCAUAGUGUUCCUCAGCACGUUCCCGAGCGUGUAUUUUGCACAUUACGAAUCGACAACGUGGGCGGAUUUUGCCGUAUUCGUUAUCUUUCUCGCUUCAGCGGUGUUUUGCCUGUUCUCGAGCUCGUUCUACCACACGUUUUCUGUCCACUCGCAUGAGGUGUCCUUGCGAUGCAAUGCCGUUGACUAUGCAGGGAUCGUAGGUAAGGUCUCAUCAGAAUCGUCUCUCUCGUCACCGCUAGAUUCUAACUCCACGGCGUUCAAUACGAAUUUGGCAGUCCUCACUGUGGGCUCAUUUUUCCCUUGCAUAUACUACGAGUUCUUCUGCGAUACUCCUCUGCAAAUUCUGUAUCUUUCCCUAAUCGUCGUCGUCGGCAUGGGCGCGGCGUACAUCGUUUUGGAUCCCGAGUACCGCAAGCCCACCCAUCGCGGUGCACGGACAAAGGUGUUCAUAGCCCUGGGCCUCUGUGCGGUCUUUCCAGUUGCGCACGGGCUGGUGACGCACGGCAUAUACAAGUUGUGGUCAGAGAUGGGUUUCGGGUGGCUGCUCGCGUCAGGGCUGCUAUACAUCAGUGGUGCCUUGCUGUAG
Molecule: messenger RNA, 984 nt
Organism: Fibroporia radiculosa
Lineage: Eukaryota; Fungi; Basidiomycota; Agaricomycetes; Polyporales; Fibroporiaceae
Exons: 7
Coding region: 1-984 (327 amino acids)
Cellular component (GO): membrane
Molecular function (GO): signaling receptor activity
Source: RefSeq, a predicted model, not a curated record